Varroa destructor (honeybee mite) is the source of this 2570-nucleotide messenger RNA. RefSeq names its product peptidyl-prolyl cis-trans isomerase FKBP4-like. The record is from RefSeq and is a predicted model, not a curated record. Lineage: Eukaryota; Metazoa; Arthropoda; Arachnida; Mesostigmata; Varroidae. Gene Ontology annotation, molecular function: peptidyl-prolyl cis-trans isomerase activity; protein binding.
UGGAUAAUAAUUGACAAGAUGCUCCCGCAAUCUCGUGAUUUAAAAAAUGACGCAGCCCGUCCAAAAAUACACACCGAUAGCGGCUGUAAUGCACCCGUUGUGCGAGUUGUCAAAGAUAUGCAUGGACUCGUAUAUAAGCUGGUGCUCAUACAAGGCGUAGGGCGGGUAGUUUCUAGACAAGCCGACGUGCAGCUCACAAUGACAAUGUACGUAACUCGUAAGGAUGCAUGCUAUAUUGAGCAGAUCUUCGAAAGUUUCUACGACAACCAAUUACCAAGUGAUUUUAUAAAAAUCUAUGAGCACACCGAAUGCAACCCCUAUGUUAAGUCAGUGACAAAUAUAAUGCCCGUUGGCCUACAGAAAGCUGUGUUAACUAUGUGUAGAGACGAAGAGGCAAUAGUAUAUAUAGAUCCAUUGAUGGCCUAUGGUUGCGCCGGGCUGAACUAUGGAGACAAAGCAAAAGAACAGAUCCAGCCGAGCACCGCUCUUGUUUACAAGAUUCGUCUUAUACGUUGGAAAAUAAAUAACAACGCAGAACAACUUGAGCAGUUUUCAAGCCUACAAUCAGCAACGCCUACUUUCGUCGAACUGCUUGCCCAGGCUAGAAAACAACUGCUUGCAGGAAAAAAAUUCACCGCAAUGCAGUCGUUGAGGAGAGGCAUCACAGUGCUCGAAACAAUACCAAUCGAUCAAAGGAUCCUUGAGCCGAUGCAGAAACAGGAGCAUGAACGAACACUCCUUUAUAUACUAAAGCUUGCGUCGCAGACCGCAAUGCAGUUGGGUUGGUACAAUUUUACUGUGUCGUCCACCCGAAGAGCACUCCAAAUCGAUCCCAAAAACACUGAAAUUAUCUUUUUACAAGGCUGCGCAUACUUCGCCCUUGGUUAUAGUGACAUAGCAAGACAAAAGGUGCGUCAAGCCCAUCUAAGGGAUGUUACCAAUAGAGAUUAUAGGGAAAAGCUUGAUGAAAUCAAUCGACACGUAACCCUAAUCGAUGACUCUGAGUCGGAUGAUGAAUGCCACCAAGACUACGAGCAAAUGGCUAGUAUAAUAAUGGAAAGAAAGGCGGCAAAUGCUGGCCGUAUAGUCGAAGACGUGAUGAAGCUGUGUAAGGAGCUGGCUGACUCUGGAGAACCAGAUGUUUUGAUACGCGGCGGAUUUUCUUUUGAGGACGUGAAAUCCAUUCUAAAUGCUUUGCAGUCUGAAAUGGAUAGCGAAAUAGUUGUGAAGUUAUUCCGUGAGAACAUAGAGGUGGAAUUUCUUUGCAACUAGAUUAAACAGCGUAUUACAUAAUAGGCAUCAUAACCAAUCAACUAGGUGACCUACAAAGAGUGAAAUCCUGAGUUUUUCUAUUUUAACUAAAGGUCAACUCUAUCAAAUUAUCAACAAAGGUACGGAUACGAAUGUCAGACCGUCAAUAUCAUUCUAUAUGUGCAACUGUUUUUUAUCAAAAAAUAAUUAUAUUUCCCAGUUUUAUCAAAAAGUUUCUAAUUUACUUUUUAAAUUAACCGUAGUAUUUGGCAAGAAGGUUAAAUAUGAGGCCUUUUGAGUGUUCUCGUAAUUAUCUGCAUUUGUAACGUCUACUUAUUGAACUACUUCAUUGUAUAUUCUGUUUCACAAUGUAUAUUUCAAAUUUAUUAAUAAUUUAUUUUGAUUAUGUGGGAGCUUGUAAAACCUUGUAACGCUAACUUCAUAUUAGGUCAUGAACCUUUUCAAACAUUUACACACAAUAAAAUGCGCCUGAAAUCCAGCAGAUUUCCUAUUAUUACUGCUAUUGUUAGUAUAAUUAGCGCCAGUUGAGUCCCACCGUUACAAUUAUAUAAUUACAGCGCGCCCUAAAAUUGUUUUGAGUGAGUAUGUAAAUGUCAAUGAGGAAAGUUACCUUUAAUAAACUGUUUUAUAGCUAAUUCGGCGAAUUCAAGAAACAAAAAACAAGCUUCAUCUCUUUUGGAAAAUUACGAGGCAAACUCGGCAUCACAGUGCUAUACGAAACGAAACUUAGUCAGAAACAGUAGGUGGUGGUUUUUUAAGCUCUUUAUCAUUUACUAUUAACAUACGUAUUGUAAUGCCUUAUAAGCCACAGAAGUGACAGUAAAAUUCUAUAUAUAUCGAAAAAUUGUGAAAGGCAAGGUUGUAAAGCUUAUUCAUAUAUGUUACAUGUACAAAUGUUGGGUCGCUCAGUAUAACAUGCAAGAUAGUGAUCUCCUGACCGUUCAUGCCUUCGUCACAAGCAUAGUUCUCUUAUUUUCAAUUGAACUAUUCAUCAUUAUUAAUGACCCUCUGCUAUUAGGUAGUACCUUAUCUAUUCCGCGGCCUAGUCUAUUUGCUAGAGAGCUAAGGUCUCAAAAAGAACAUGUUCAGACAUGUUAAAAUGAACAGUUUUGCUAUGAAGAAAUUUACGUAAGUGAUGUUAAGAUGAUGAAGUAGAUGACAAUGAACGACUUGUAACCUUUGGAUGAUCGCUACCGUGACUCCUGCUGUAUGAAAUAAACGUUAUCGUGAGGUUGGGAGUGAUUUACUUUUGUUCACUGAGUUUAGUUUCUAAUAGAGUUUUUCAUCAUCUCCGAAAC